AUGGGCACUUCACUAAAACUCCCGGAACCCCUCGACCCCGUUGCAUUAUCACGGUUUAUAGAUCACAUUUGCGGUGUGGCUGAUUUUACGACCGGGGAGGAUAUCGAUGACCUCAUGAUUAUGAGUGAGAUAUCUGCUCCACCAGUGUUGCAGAAGACAGCCAACCCUGAUGAGCUCGUGAUUAUGGGUGAGUUGUCCUCGCCACCAGCGCUGCAGCAGAAGAAGGCCAGUGCUGAUGGUGGGUGCCAUGAGGAUGAUGAUGAUUGUGUAGUUCUAGAUGGUGACCCUGAUAAGGCGGUUACAGUUCCUGAUGAGGGGAGCGCGGGAGAUGGCAAUAGCAUGCAGGGACUUCCCUCAUUCGCGCCAUUUAUGCUCAAACUUGCCUUUCAGCACUACUACUCACGUGAAGCAUUGUACCAUGGGACUGUUGCUCCAGUCUUUGCAACAAGAAAUGCUAGCCAAUUUUGUUCUUCUGCUCCAGAUGAUCUCCUUAUGCAGCAGGCAUCGUCUAAUGCAUCUCAGCCUGUUCAAGUUGCACCUACAACCAAUGCUUUCACUGGCACUUCUCAGAACAACCAUUUUCAGAGAUCUUUCAGUGCACCGAUAGCACCUCAGGUGCAACAAGGUCAACCUGCGGGAUAUUAUCAGGUUGCCAUAAAUGGAAUGCACGCCACAGGGCCGCAAAUUGCACGGUCCACCUCGCUUACAACUCAGAGAACACAAUGCCUCCCAGAACCAGCAAUAAUAGAUGUUGGCACAUCAAGCUGGCAAGACAUACUUGCUACCAUGGCAUCUGAUCUGGGGGUAGAAGAUUACAAUAUGGGCAUCCCUGAGUCUCAGCAUGUAACGGUUGACUCUCAAACCAUGCAUCCCACUGCAAACCAUGGGUUCCAUCUUCAGCAUGAGCCCAUUGCAGAAUCAGAGAACUUCACAUAUUCUCUUGUGCAUGAUUCAUCCAAUGACACAGCAGAUGGCAGUGUUCAGGCAGAUGGUCCUAUGCAAACGUCAGAGAAUUUGGGCCAUCUGAUUGGCCAGAGCAAUCCUGUUCCAAAUGAAGCUCACCUGAAUGACUUUGUGGUUGUCCCUCCUAAUGAAUUACCUAUAGAAGAAGGAGCUCAGCAGCCUGAGAUAUCAAGGGUGGAGUCUGCAAACAUUCAGUUUGAGUUCGAUUGA
Miscanthus lutarioriparius is the source of this 1173-nucleotide messenger RNA. NCBI's taxonomy places the organism in Eukaryota, Viridiplantae, Streptophyta, Magnoliopsida, Poales, Poaceae. The record is from the annotation of a GenBank genome assembly.